Molecule: messenger RNA, 1409 nt
Organism: Nothobranchius furzeri (turquoise killifish)
Lineage: Eukaryota; Metazoa; Chordata; Actinopteri; Cyprinodontiformes; Nothobranchiidae
Gene: dhrs7cb
Product: dehydrogenase/reductase (SDR family) member 7Cb
Biological process (GO): intracellular calcium ion homeostasis
Molecular function (GO): oxidoreductase activity, acting on the CH-OH group of donors, NAD or NADP as acceptor
Source: RefSeq, a predicted model, not a curated record
AUGGGACUCCAGCAGGCAGCAGCGGCUCAGACAGACAGUGGAUCCACUGUGUGAAUGGACGAGGGACACAGGGGCAGGACAAGGCCACCGUUAUCUAACCAAAUCCAGAAAAAGACAACAUCCAGUCCUGCUGAAGGAUUAGCUCCUUGUCUGUGCUACCUUUCCAGGGUGUCCCCUGCCUGUUGGAGCUACCCAUGACCUUCCUGAGGAAUAAGUGGUAUAGAAGAUGAGAACAUGGGCCUGCCCUCGGUGAUGGUGCUGCCUCUGCUGACGGUUGUCGCAGCUGGAGUCUACUACAUCUACAAUGAGGUCAUUCAGUUCAUGUCCAAGUCCUUGGUGCGCAACAAAGUGGUGGUGAUCACUGAUGCCGUGUCCAGGGUGGGAACUGAGUGUUCCCAACUGUUCCACAAAGCCGGAGCUAGACUGAUCCUGUGUGGGACUAGUUGGGACAAGCUGGAGUCACUGUUCGACCUCCUUACUAAUGAGGCUGACCCGAGCGAGACAUUUGCCCCAAAAAUGGUGAUCCUGGAUUUCAGUGACAUGGACAGCAUGGAGGAUGUGGUGACUGAGGUGAUGGAGUGUUAUGGCUACGUAGACAUUCUGAUCUGUAACAGCAGCAUGAAGCUGAAAGCUCCUGUUCAGAGUGUCUCUUUGGAAAUGGACAGAAGCAUCAUGGACAUCAACUACUUUGGCCCAAGCACUCUCACCAAAGGUAUCCUUCCAGCAAUGAUCUCCAGACGAUCAGGCCACAUUGUGCUGCUCAAUAGCAUCCAGGGAAGACUGGCUGUUCCUUUCAGAAGUUCGUAUGCAGCCUCUAAACAUGCGGUGCAGGCCUUCUUCGACUGCCUAAGGGCUGAGGUGGAGGAGUAUGGGAUCAUCGUCAGUACCAUCAGUCAUACUUUCAUCAACAACUCGGACCCACCACCUGUCGUGGAAGUCACUCAAAAACCAAAUGCUGUGGUUGAAUAUAUUCAGAGUCAUCUCACCCAUGGUGUGAAGCCGUCAGCCCUGGCCAAUGAGAUUGUGCAAACGGUGAACAGGAAAAGAAAGGAGGUUCUGCUGGCCCACCCCAUCCCCAGGGUGGCACUUUACAUCCGCUCCCUCUUUCCACCUUUCCUCUUCGCUGUGCUGGCAGCAGGAGCGAAGGACUCUGUGUUGGCUGAGCAGAUCCAAUGAGAGUAAGAAGGAUGGGAGAACAGAAGACAGCUUAAGUGUUUUCUACUGAAGGCUGUAGAAUGUUUAGUCUUAAUGAUCCUUAUCCUGACUUGAUUUAUUUUUACAGAAAUGUAAAAAACAUCAGUCCUGUAAAAUGGAGUUGUACUGUUAAUGCAGCGGGACAGGAAACUAUCAAAAGAGAUAUUAUGACAAAUGUGCACAAUAGUGAAUAAAGACAGAUUUGAAGAAAUGAA